Messenger RNA from Drosophila subobscura, 1031 nucleotides. RefSeq lists its product as uncharacterized. The transcript has 2 exons. Bases 43 to 993 code for a protein of 316 amino acids. Gene Ontology annotation, molecular function: DNA binding. Lineage: Eukaryota; Metazoa; Arthropoda; Insecta; Diptera; Drosophilidae. The record is from RefSeq and is a predicted model, not a curated record.
GAGCAAAUUAAUAAAUUUACAAAAUAAAAUAAACAAGUAAGAAUGAAACGGAAAACAAGCGAGAUUUGGUGCUUUUUCCGAGCGAUCGACGACACUUUUGCUCUGUGUAACAUCUGCAAAGCAAAGCUCUCUUAUAAAACUACAACUACGAAUCUAAGCAAACAUAUGAAUAGAAUGCAUCCGAAUUCGACGCUGUCGCAGAGCCAAAAAUAUAAAUAUCAAACACAGUCAAGUCUAAUUGAUCGGAAUAAGGGAAAGCCACGAAACCCAGCCCAGGAAGUAGUCUUGCUGGACUUCGUGAAGAAGCAUCCUCGAUUGCUACAAGUUCCUUCUUGGGAAACACGUAAUUCCGCGGAAUCAUUAUGGGUGCAACUGACAUCAGAGUUGAACAGAAAUGGCCCGCCACGAAAAGAUGUGGUUACAUGGAAGAAGGCGUUGAAAGACUGGAAAAGGUUCAUACUUAAAAAAGUGGAGAAAAAUGAAAUGCUUAAUUUGCCGUUUGAGACGAGCCUGAGUCCGUCUGAGGAAACAAUAGCAGCCCUAUGUCGUAUACACGAUGAUGUUAGUCAAUUGAUUUUGAAAGAAGAUGAUGGCAUGCACGACAACUCAAAUGCCGAAUAUGAGGUGGAAGAUGUGGUGCCAGAGGAGGAUGAUCCUAGCGCCUUGCAAGGUGCUGCCGAAUUUAUCUAUGAGCCAGAGGAUUGCAAGGUUGAUAUAGACCCGCUGUACCUGCAAGCAGGCAAAAAGGCAGUAUUAGCAGGAAGAACCACAGAGGAGGAUAGCUUGCUGGAAAAAUUAAGCAACAACAUUGGUUUGGUCAACGACGCCACCAACAGUGUCCACAUGGCGCUCAAUGAGUUUUGCGUUAUGUUAAAGCAAAAAUUGCUUGAAGACAAGCGUCACCACUUAGCCAUGGAACAGUUGACGGCGGAGAAAAUUGAGUUGAAAAAAAAGCUUUUAGAAAUUGAGCAGAAGAAACUGUCACUAAAAUGACUGGACUUGCAAUAAAUUGGUAAAGGAAUGUAUAAAUA